AUUUCAAAUAUUAAUUUCAUUCAGUUUUAAAAAAUGAAGGAAUAAGGUGGUCUUUGAGAAGUUUCUAUAAGCAUGAAUACACCAAGUUCAUCUAUUUCGAGUUUAUGAGUGGUUUUAAGUUUUAAAAUAAUAAUCAAAAAGAUGGACCUAGAGAAUAUUAAAAAUAAUUCAAUUGAUUCAAAGCUGCAUUUUAAAGAUCCCCUCCAGCCACGCCUGAAGCCAGAAUGUAUAAAUAUUUAACUGUUUUUCAUUUUGAAAAUUCUAACUACAGGAUGCAUGGUGUUUCUGAUUGUUCCCGCUUUUACAGAUUUUUUACCACGCCGUUGUUCCUUCCGCUUUCUGUUUUUGGAGUGCAGCGAGCAAUUACUGCUUAUACAUAUUACAUUUUACAUUAAAAUGUUGCCAUAUUGGAUUGAAAAUACACGUAAAAAGUCAACCCCUUGGGCUCUAAUGUACAGAAAAGCGGACACAUGUAUGACACACCACUGUGAAGUCCCUUGCUCAGCAGGCCCUGCUGCCAGCGGUGUGUGAGAUUCCAACCCGCCAGACUGAUGCUCUCCUCGGCCUAUGGCAGCGAUAUCCCGGCUCUGUGAUCCCACUCGAGGGAGGAGCUACCUUUAGACUAACGUGACGUUUCCGCAUGUCAAUAAAAACUUUCUGAAGUCAAGACGAAGAGAUAGUUAAAGGUAAUAUUUGUCGGAGUGCUCUACUCUACUUUCAGUUUUCAACUAGUAACAACUUUCGGUCACAUGAUAUGGAGCCUGAGCAGAUCCGGGCUGUAAUUGCUGCCUCUAUUCAAGGGAACUAACUGCAGAGAGUAUUUUUAUUGGCCUAAAAACCAAGGGACAGUAGGAGCAGAUAUGUUGAGGACACAGCCAAAGUUCGACCUGCACAGGGAUGUGGUGUCUGAUAUCCUCAGGAAGGAGGCGUCGGUCUGCAGAGUAGAAGAAUACUCUGGAGCCGUCGACAUUCGUAUUCUGAAUUUUGAGAGAGAUGGGGGCAUCCUUUACUCCUGGAAGGGAGCAACAGGUACCACCAGGAUUGGGAAAUAUGACCCGAACAUCAAGAAGAAUAAGCUCCUGUACACAUUUGACAAGCAGGUGUGUGUCAGCAGCUGUUCCCUGAACAAAGAGGAGACACUGCUGGCUGUCAGCUUGGCACAGAAUACCAGAGGAGAGGAGCGCCUCAAUCCAAUAUCAAAAUGCCUGACUCUCCUGAUUGAGAUCCAUCCUAUUAACAACACUAAAGUCCUCAAGGCAGUGGACUUCAGAGUCAAAGUGCAGUUCCUCCAUCAUGAAACUGACAGGAGAGCAGUGCUGGAGAGCCAUCUGCUGCUGCUAACUGAAGAUAGAUAUGUGGAUCUCUACCACGUGAUGCUAACGAAGCAGGAGGGAUAUAGAGUGGUGAUAAUGAACCCCGAACGUUUGUCCAAAACGGCAGUGAGAAUCGUGGAGGAUUUUUGCUGGGUCCAGUGGGACAGGCACACGCAAAGACUCUACUAUCUCACAUUUAAGGAAAAGUUUCUGCUCCGAAGCGUUCAGUUUUACCCAAGCUAUAACUGUGAAAUUGUGUUCGAGCUCCCUUUAGAACUGCCUGCCAACUCCUUCCGCACAGUCAAGUUUGCAAAUCUGGGUUUCGACCAUUAUCACACUGAAAGGUCGGAGCAGGAGCUUGUUAAGUUGCAAGUAUUCACAAAUAAAAUAGAAGGAAGCAUGUGCAUCUGCUAUACCCAGCCUCUUCAAGACAAACACGAACUUCUCUACACUGUGGUUUUAGUUCACAAAGACUGCAGCAAGAAGUUCAGGGUGUCUCUGGGCAGUGAUGCAUCGCCACAGAAAGCCACCCAGCUCCAUCCGCUCUUCAUUCCCAUAGGUUACUACAUCCUGGUAUACCUGCAGGGUUAUUUCCUCCACUGUAUCAACACCAGGCAGCAGGAGAUGCUCUGUCACUCCCUCUUUCUCUCUGGUCGUGAUGUGAACCUGGGCCUGCAGUGUCAGUCAGCCAACAUCACAGUUUUGCAUGCAGAGGAUGAGUCCAGCCCUUGUCUGCUGGACCAGGCCACCGGCAGGAUUCACAGUGCCGAGCUCAGCCCCGCCUACCUGCUGAAGAUCCUGCGUUCAGACACAAAUUCUAGGUGUCCCAGCAGUAAAGCUGACCCUCAGCGCCUGGCUGCCCUCCACUGCCUGCUGGUUUACAUGGGAACUGACCCAAACCUGGAGCUAAAGGUUAUUGAAUGGCUGUGUGACAACGUGAACACCUUUGAAUCUUUUGAUCAGAUCCAGGAGUUUAUUUUAGCCUCGUUGUACAGAAUAAGCUACGAGAAGGCUCUCAGCUUGGAUAAAAUCCUGCCUUACUCCUCUGUAUUCGACAAGAAGGAGGUGCCAGAAUGUUUGCUGAAGGUUCCUGGUGUGUUUUGUACCACAGAGAUUCAAACUGAAUCUACCUUCAAAGGGAAGGCCAGGAGUCUCCAGGGCUUCUGGUCAGAGCUGCAGUGGAACACAGAGAGGACAAAAUAUCUUGAUGCCGAUCCCAACCCCCGAUACAGAACCUCACACAUGCAGGCCGACUGGGACAAAAUGAGGUCCGAGAGGAGACCCUCCAGCCAGCUGAAUCACAUAGAGGAGAACACAAAGAAAGUUCUAUCAAUGGUGGACACCUGGAGUCUUGAUAAGAAGCUGGUGCCGCUUUUCCAGGAGGAGGAUCAUCAACAGAGGGCACUCAUAGGCCUGACAGUUGACAAGCUUCGAGAGCACCUCAGCAGACACCUUCCUCGGCUGGGGAAGAAAAAGAUUGACUCGCUGGUUGUCAACUAUGUAGCCAAACUGUUGGAGCUCAUCAGACACAUGCUGGAGUCAGUCUGGCUGAAGUACAAACUCGGCCCCCGUGUUUUGUGCUUGACGCAGCAGGGCAGUCCGGCCGAGUGGUCCGUCUUUCACUUCAUGUUACGGAUCCUGGAAUCCACCCGGAGUCUCUGCCUGCCUCUCCCACCCGGCUAUCACACCUUGUUUGCCGUGUUUGCUGUGCGCUGCCUCCCUCAUCACACCUUUCUGCAGUACAUUGACCACGGUUUCCUGCAGCUCACCGAGACCUUUGUGUCUCGCCUCAUGACGGAUUUGGACAACAGUGAUGCCAAUGAGAGGCUGAAAUUCAGCAUCCUUAAGAGACUUCCUGAGCCUAUGGUGAAGAGGAUCUACCAUAUGUGGGAUCAUCCUGUCAGUUCUGCUUCAAUCUCCAGAGAUUAUGUCAAGACUCUGCUGGAGAAACACAACAAAAAUAAGGGACUUGCAUUCACCGGCAAAGACAAGCCUGGCUUCAGACCUGAGUUUGUGCCUCUUACCUACCUGGCAAAAAUACUCUCUGAUAUAGAGGAAGAAGCUCCGAACCCCUUCGAGGAGCAGGAGAACGUGGACGCCAGGUUUGUGGAGGAGACGGCUCUGAAACAGACGCUAAUUCUGCUGGGCUUCGAGAGAAAAUGAUAAACGCGCAGAGGUGGAGAGGGACGCGGGGCGGAUGGAUUGAGAGGGAAAGAGAUGGGGAGGAAAAUGUGUUUGAGAGACCAGUCAUCAUCGAAGGGGCCUCGAGGACAAGUAACGGAUGGAUGGAUGAUGGAAGGAGGGAGGGCGAGAGAUGAAAAAUGAGCGGCGGGAUUGAAAGGCAGAGGCGUAGACAUAAACAAGUUCUCACAGUGCGAUGAUGAAUUAGGGUGGGACGGAGGGGUAGAUGGAUGGAGAUGCUCAGAAUAGGAGGCAGAGUCAUCACCCCAGUUUUCCCACCUGCUUUUCAGGAAAGAGCUGAGAUGGGUUGCGAUGUGCGAGGAACAGCUGCAGCUUUACGCAAACCAAACAAAUUGUUGGCAACAGCAGAAAUUAGAAUACAAUAACCAAGACGGGUACACCUUCACUUACGGUUUAAUUAAACUUUGGGAAACUUUUUUUUUUUAAAUCGAUAACUGCAGGCAGUUAUUUGCAUCGUCUCCUCAGCUUCUCCUCUUGCUUUCAUACAAUUUAUGAACAUUGAUGUCAAAUGCUGUGAAUGGUAAUUAUAAAUCACUUGUUUAACUUGCCAAGCUUCCUGUAAUGCUGCUGCACCCCAUCAACUUGAUUAUAUGCUGAAAAAAGCUUUGCAGACACAGUGGUUUGAUGUGGUCAGUUUGGUUUUAAAAUGGAGCUAUUAUGCUUUUCCUUAUUGUCUGUCAUGCAUGUGCUGUUACAGUGGUGGAUGCUCACAUCAAACAUGGCUGGAGUUUCGAAUGAUUAAGUCAGCAUAUGUGCAAGUUUUCUGUAAGCGUCAAAAGCUCAGACAGUUUCCAAGUUCAAAUUCAGAAUUCAGAAUUUCAAAUACAACUUACAUAAGAAAAUUAACAGAACUUUUUAAGCAUUGUGAUUGGCUGGUCUUUGUAUACAUGCAGUUCUGUUUCAAGCAUCAUUCACUAUCUCCCUAUGGGAAGCGCCCUCUGCUGUGACCAUCAUGUAAGCUCCACUAUUACCACGCACAGCCUAAUCACUUCAAAGAGACUGGGCCCCCACUGACCCCCUUUAUAAGAGCCCCUGGCCCCACACUAGGAGUUCCCGCUUUCUGCCCUGUAAGGUGCAGGGAUAGCUCAAUAGGUAGAGUGGUGGCCCCAUGAUUGGAAGGUCGGAGGUUCGAUUCCCCUGAAUAGCUACCCCGUGGUACAAAGAUCACUAGAACUCAGCCAUCAGAGUAGUUUGCGAACGUAGGUUUAGCCCCACCCACCUGCUGUUCAAACCUUUUGUGUACAUGGAGCAGCCAAUCGGAAGAGCUUCUUAAAGGCCCACUAUAAGAAAUUAUUAUUGUUCAGAACUGUGACUCAUGCAAAAAUGAAGAAUAUAACAUAAAAUAUAAGCUUGGAAAUUAGCAUAAUAGGUCCCCUUUAAUGCUGAUUUAUGCAGAAUGAUUUGUCUCUCUGACACCACAACUACAUAUCUAUAUGUUCAUUGUUUGUAACACUUAAUAGCUCCUGUUACCAAACCUAAAUAAAGAGAACAUAGGCACCUUAUACAAAAUCACUCCAUAGAAGGCAGUAAGAGUCUGCUUCCACACACAUGUUCAGACGUGUGCUUUGAAAAAUCGUGCUGUAAAUGUUCCUAAUCCUUUCAGUGCCUGGAUGUUUGCACCCUGCGCAUCAUCCAGCACUGCAUUCCACAGAUUAUUUACAUGUUGUGUUUUGAUUGCAAAACCAGUACUCUGGAAGAAGGGAUCUCUCAAUCGCUCGUGUUUACACCGAAAUGUAAAUAAAUGUUUUGUCUUUUUAAAA
Messenger RNA from Oreochromis niloticus (Nile tilapia), 5275 nucleotides. RefSeq names its product gamma-secretase activating protein (gene gsap). The record is from RefSeq and is a predicted model, not a curated record. NCBI's taxonomy places the organism in Eukaryota, Metazoa, Chordata, Actinopteri, Cichliformes, Cichlidae. The coding region runs from base 861 to 3476 and encodes 871 amino acids. The transcript has 33 exons. Gene Ontology annotation, biological process: positive regulation of amyloid-beta formation. Gene Ontology annotation, cellular component: trans-Golgi network.